GGGCUGGUCAUCUAUGAGGACCCUCAAUGCUGAUUGUUGGGGGUGGAUUGUUGUAGGGUUUUGUAAGGCUGUGAUUUAGAGGGGGGCUGGGGUGGGGAAAAGUUAGUCUAACUCUCAGGACCCUCAGGGCUACGGAGUUACCCAAAGGCCACCUAAUGGGGCCCAACAGCGCCCCCAACUGGAUCACAAACUGAAGCUCCUCCUUUCCUGAAUGAUCGCCAGGACGCGAGGGCGCGCAUGCGCGUCCCUGCCCGCGUCAUCACGCAGGGAGUGUGUGUGUACAGGGAGCGCGGUGAGGUGAAAGGUCGCGGUCAGACGCAGGGAAGCCCAUGAUUCCUAUAUGUCCGAUAGUCUCCUUUGCUUACGUGCCCGGCCGGUUGGGCGAAGACGCCAAGAUGGCGGCGAGUAACUACUACGGUUUCGCGCAUGGCGGCGCCCAGUACAGCACACAGCCUGCCACUGGCAUUGCAUAUUCACAUCCAUCCACGCCAGCCAGUUACACCGUACAGCAAGCUCCACCAGCGGCCCAUGCAGUCACUGCAGCUUAUGCUCCUGUGCCUGCCACACAAGCAGUGAGACCAGUGACUUCGGCAACAUACGGAAGUUAUCCAGCAGCACAUUCUGUGGCAGACUACAGCUAUGGACAGAGGCAGCCAGAAUCUACACCACAACAAACACCGGCAACUACACAAAACUACCAGCAGUACUACGCACAAGGAGGAAAUUCGGACAAGACAGAGUGGGGUUGGAUGACAGACUUGAUCUAUGGUUCAUCUAAGGACAAUUACAGUUAUGCACGUUCCACAGCAACAGCACCAACUUACGAUAAACAGUAUUAUCAGCAAUCUGUCUCAGCUGCUGCUCAACCUCAGCAUACCGCCACCGAUUCCUACUAUCAGACAAUAGCUCCAAAAACUAGCUUCAGCCAGACUACUACACCAUACACACAAACACAACAGUCGAGGCAAGUUACUGCAAUAAAGCCAGCACCCACUCCAAUCCCUGUUACAACGAGUUAUACAGUGUAUCCUGUGGUAACGACUGUGCAACCCACUGCUCAACCCACCGCAGCAGUAGCCACUGCUGCUGUAUCUUAUACACAGACGCCCUCAUACAAUACAACACCUGUCAGUUAUUCAGGAUCAAGUUACUCCGGUUAUGAAGCUGCCGUAUACCCUGCUGCUACAUCAUACUAUCAGCAACCACAGAAGCCCCCGGCUACCACCUGGACUAGCACUGGGACUGGAACAGGAAACAGUGCCAAUACAGGAAGCACUUUCAUCAAAAAACCUGCCUUCCAGAACAAACAGCAAAAACCAAAGCCACCACCUAAACAGCCACAGCUCCACUAUUGUGACGUCUGUAAAAUUAGCUGUGCUGGUCCACAGACUUACAGGGAACAUUUGGAAGGUCAGAAGCACAAGAAGAAAGAGGCAGCUUUAAAGGGUGGAAGUCAGGCUACCAGUGGACCACGUGGUGCCCAAGGCCAACUACGAUGUGAAUUGUGUGAUGUGUCUUGUACAGGUGCAGAUGCCUAUGCUGCACACAUACGAGGUGCCAAGCACCAAAAGGUUGUGAAAUUGCACACCAAAUUGGGUAAGCCAAUUCCCUCUACAGAGCCAGUUGUAGUGAAUUCAACAUCAACUGCGAUGAACAAAAUAACAAGUAGUGCUGCCACUACCACAGCCACUAUACCAGCAGCCAGCCAAAUGCCUCCCAAGCCUGCUGUAGCCUUCACGAACAGUACAAGCAAACCAGCUACAGUGACAGUGAAGAAACCUGUAACACCCAAAAUAACAUUUGUUGGAGGAAACAAAGUGCAGACAAUGGGAAACAAAAUGGAGGAUACUAAAGUCUCAAAUGCCAAGCCAGAGUCUGAGACACAGGAAUUCAAGGCCGACCAGAUCACAGCAUCAGUACCAGCUUCCACUAUACCGGCACAGCUUCAGAAUGACGUACAGCCUGUAGGCCACGAUUAUGUAGAAGAGGUCCAUAAUGAUGAAGGAAAAGUGAUCAGAUUUCAUUGUAAACUUUGUGAAUGUAGCUUCAAUGACCCUAAUGCAAAAGACAUGCAUUUGAAAGGUCGCAGGCAUAGACUGCAGUAUAAGAAAAAAGUAAACCCCGACCUUCAGGUUGAAAUAAAACCAAGUAUCCGUGCCAGAAAAAUCCACGAGGAGAAGAUGAGAAAGCAAAUGCAGAAGGAGGAAUACUGGAGAAGAAGAGAAGAGGAAGAACGCUGGCGAAUGGAAAUGAGACGUUACGAAGAAGAGCUGUAUUGGAGGAGGGUGGAGGAAGAACACAUUUACUGGGAAGAGCAACGCCGUAGGUUAGCACCAGACUGGCAUCCGCCACCACUCAUGGGAAGAUUGGGCAUGCCACAAGCACCUGCACCCCUGCCUCCUCGUCGUCCUGAUUCCUCAGAUGAUCGCUACAUCAUGGCAAAACAUGCUAACAUAUAUCCUACAGAAGAAGAAUUACAGGCCGUGCAAAGGAUCGUCUCUCAAACGGAACGGGCUCUCAAGCUAGUGUCUGAUGUUAUUUCCGACCAAGAAGGCCUUAAAGAUGGCGAGAAUAAGGAAAAGGGGAAAGGUGACAUUGGAUCACGAGUGUUGAAAGGAGUCAUGCGUGUUGGCGUGUUGGCGAAAGGAUUGCUUCUACGUGGAGAUCGGAAUGUUAAUCUUAUCCUGCUCUCUGCCCACAAACCCACCAAAACCCUUCUGGAGAAAAUCUCAGCCAACCUGCCUAAACAGCUCUUGACCAUAACAGAAGAAUUAUAUGAACUGAAAACCUGCCCAGAUGAAUCUUGCAUUUUCCUGACUACGAGUAAAGAGCCUAAGAUGCAGGUCAAAAUUUCGCUGACCUCUCCUGUAAUGCGAGAUGAUAUUCUGAAAGACAAGGAUGCAACAACUGCCCCAGUGCAGGAUCCAUCAGAUGUAUUGAACAAGCAAAAAUGCCUUGAGGGUCUAGCUGCCCUUCGUCAUGCCAAGUGGUUCCAGGCGAGGGCUAAUGGCUUGCAAUCCUGUGUGAUCAUCAUACGAAUACUACGUGACCUGUGCCAGCGUGUGCCAACUUGGGGAGCCUUACCAGACUGGGCUAUGGAGCUGCUUGUGGAGAAAGCCAUUAGCAGUUCUUCAGGCCCAUUGAGUCCUGGUGAUGCAAUGCGGAGGGUAUUGGAAUCUAUUGCCUCUGGAGUUCUUCUUCCAGAUGGCCCUGGUCUUCUUGAUCCCUGUGAAAAAGAUCACUCAGAUGCCCUUUCCUCCAUGAACCAUCAGCAGAGAGAGGAUAUUACAGCCAGUGCACAGCAUGCAUUAAGGUUGCUCGCAUUUAGGCAGAUUCACAAAGUUCUUGGAAUGGACCCACUGCCCCAGCCGAAACCACGGUUUAAUAUGCGAAAUCGUAAAAGGAGACGAGAUACCAGCGAAACAGCAGAAGGGGAAGGGGAUGGAAAGAAAGAUAAAAAGGACAGCGACACGGGAGAUGUCUAGACCUGUUCUAAGUCAUGCUAAAUUUUCAGAAUUGCAGUUUUUUUAUAUGUUGCUGUUUAGUCUGAGAUAUUUGCAAUUUUAGUGUUUUACUUGAAUAACAAGGUACUGUAGAUUUGUUUUAUAUUGCUUAUUGAAUAAUAAAUUGCAUCAUUCCAUGAAGAUCAUGUUGCCCAUGGCAACAGCUCUCUUUCUCUUUCCUUGAUCACUUUCUUCCUAUGCCACUCCCAGCAAAUAGUGCUCGGCAAGUGAAUUGACCUGGUCCAGAAACCCACCUCUUCAUGAUUUAAAAACCAAAGCUGACUCCAUGCUUCCUUGAAUCAAAUGAGGCUGCUUUCUGUCAUGAAGUUGUUAAAAUUGGUAAGAUGUUUUAAAUGUAUUCAGAUAAAAGAUGGGGUGUCUGCAUAUAUAUGUCACCAUUGCUUUCUUUUCUGUGCCAAGAGCUGCUAAAUGCAACUGAUUGGGAGUACCUCAUGUUUUAUUCAUUGUUAUAUUCUACAUAAGCACUUUUUGAAGCCCUUUGGGUCUUGUUGAAAUAAUUGUAUGAACAUCAGAAACUUCUCAGUUGGAUGUGGCUAACAUAUAUCAAACUUGUGGCAUAAUGACAAACUAGAAAAUCCAAGGCCUUCCACGGGGAUCAUGGAGACCAGUAGGCAAUCCAUUAUGUACACUACAUUUCUGUUUACUGAUACAGGGUGUACAUUUUGCCAAACUAGAGAGGUAGAAUUUCAAUUUGGAAAUUGCUUUAGGAAAAUUUGGUUAGCCAACUCCUAAUUUGGCUUUUCGACUUGGUUGGAAAAUACCCGUUUCAUAUCUGUUGCUAUUUAUUGGUGCCAGAAUCACCAGUAAGUUAUUUCUAAUAGCUUACUUCACUUUUCCAAAGCAUAACUACUUGGAAUGAAGUUUGGCUAGAUACUGAAUUAUUUUUGUAGCUCAAUUAAUAAAGAGAGUUCUUCCAACUCUUCUGCAUAUAGUUUUUUUUCUCGGCAAUGAUUAUCAUCUGCAUGUCUGUUAAAAUACCUUAUGAAUCUUCAGGUUUCUUAUAGCUUUUUUGAAUAGUUUUUUUCUGUUCAAUCUUUUUUUUAAUUUUGGUAAUUCAGACAUACAGCUUGUUAAAAAUUUCUUUAAAUGUUUUUCUGGCCAAACCCACAAGUAAUUCCCUAGUUCAAUGAAAUAAUUUGCUAUUCUUGUAUUUAAAAAUACUAAAGGACCUAACUAUAAAAUUUACUGAUAAAUCUAAUUUGAAGACUUCUAUGUGAAUUAGGUUUCCCAGACUAGAUGGGAAUCAAAAAUUGGGUUACAUGUGAUUCUGUAGGUGAUUGGGUAGUGAGGCUGGAGUUGAGGGUGUGAACAUUUUUCUUUAAAUAAUCUCCAGCUCGUGUUGUAAAAGGCCAUGUCUGCCCUGUGACACCUAUCACACCUCUGAGUAGAUCCUUCCAGCGGUUAGUUGGGUGCUAAAUUGUCCUGACACUGGGUGAUAUCAUGACUCAAAACAGCUUGUCCACCAAAAUUGCUUGGCACUCAACUAUAAAAGUCUUUUGUGCAUAAAAUGUACAGUUAAACUGGUUACACUAUUGACAUUUGUAUAGGUAGGAAAUGCCUCUCACUGUAAACGUAUCCAACUAAGUUUUACUUAUUGAAGUGUUAUUUCUAUGGAAAUGUGGCUUUGUCCUCAGCUCUGUGGUAUUUUAAAAAAAAAUGUAUUCAAUUUUUUGUUGGCUAUGUAUUACAUUACUGAAAUAGUGUGAAAGUGCAAAUGAGAAAGAGAGCAGUGUAGGGGAUCUUUGUGUACCAAGAUCCUUUUUAUGUUUUGAGGUAGCUGUUCACAACACUGCAACUCUAAGAAGAUAACUGGGAAAUAAAAUCCUUACUCAAUGACUGCAUGUUCUGAUGGUGCUUUUUGUUGCAUUCAGAAUUUCUGUAAAUAUGUUUUUGAAUUUCACUGCAUAGUGACCAACUUCCCUGUGAAGUGCAGGAUUUGUUUGCAAGGCAUACUUUGGUAAGUUAAUAAAGUUACUUCAACAUGAUAUCCCUUUACCAAAGGGUCAUUUGUGU
Molecule: messenger RNA, 5537 nt
Organism: Mobula hypostoma (lesser devil ray)
Lineage: Eukaryota; Metazoa; Chordata; Chondrichthyes; Myliobatiformes; Myliobatidae
Product: zinc finger RNA-binding protein-like
Exons: 21
Coding region: 330-3485 (1051 amino acids)
Cellular component (GO): precatalytic spliceosome
Molecular function (GO): double-stranded RNA binding; zinc ion binding; single-stranded RNA binding
Source: RefSeq, a predicted model, not a curated record